GCGGGGCCGCGGGCCACGUGCGCGGCGGGGCCGCGUCGCGCGCCAAUAAAGCGUGGAGAGACGGGCACCGCCUCCGCGUGACCUGGGGGCGGGGCGACGGGGGCCCAGCCAAUGAGCGGCGGGCGCAGCGGCGGCGCGUGGAGCCCGGCGACGGUGCCGGCGCCGCCAAGAUGGAGUCGGUGGCGCUGGUGGCGCCGGUGACGGCGCUGGCGUUCGCCGGGGACGUGCUGCUGGCGGGCACGGGCCCGGAGGUGGCGGCGUUCCGGCUGAGCGGCGCUGGGCCGGCGACGGCGGCGGGGCGGCGGAUCGUGCUGCGUGAGACCAGCGUGCAGGGGCUGCGGGCCGAGCCCGGUCCUGCCGGCGGGGCGGCGGUGCGGGUGGCGGCGUUCGGCGGGCGCUGGCUGGCGGUGCUGGCGGUGCGGCGCGGCGGCGGGGCGCGGCUCACGGCGUGCGGCGGCGGGGCGGCGCGGGAGCUCGGGGCGCGGGUGUGGGAGGCGCGCUGGGCGGCGGGCGGGCGGCUGGCGCUGGCGCUGGGCGGCGGGGCCGUGGCGCUGUACGAGUGGCGGGGCGGCGGGCGCUGGCUGCGGCGGGCGAGCUGCGGCGGGGCCGGGGCGCUGCGCUGCGCCGUGCUGGCGGGGACGGGCUGGGAGCGGCUGGCGCUGGCGGCUGGGACGGCGGCGGGGGCCGUGGUGGUGUGGCGGGCGGCGGCGGCGGAGACCCCGCGGCGGCGGCUGCUGGGGCACCGGGGCGCGGUGCUGGCGCUGUGCUAUGCGGCGCCAAGGGGACUGCUCGCUUCCGCCUCCGAGGACCGCAGCGUGCGGCUCUGGGCUGUGGGUGCGCUGGGCGGCGGGCCUGGGGAGCGGGACGGCUCCUGCCUGCUAGUGUGUUACGGGCACGGGGCGCGGGUGGCGGCCGUGGCGCUGCGGGGGCCGUGCCCCGUGAGCGCCGGGGAGGACAGCGCCUGCCUGGAGUGGGACGGCGGCGGCGGCGUGCGGAGAGCGCGGCGGGGGCACCGCGGGGCCCUGCGCGCCCUGGCCUUGCGUCCCGCCGGCGGCUGCCUCGCCACGGGUGGGGACGAUGGCGGCGUCCGGCUCUGGCGGCCCCGGCGGGCAAUCUCGGACGCGGCCCCGGUGGCAGCGGCGCUGGGGGCCCCGGGGCGGCCGCGGGCUGUGCUGCUGGCGGGGCCGCGGCGGGUGCUGGCGCUGGACGAGGCGGGCGGGCUGGCAGAGUACGAUGUGCCGGCGGGGCGCUGGGUGCCGGUGCUGCCCCCCGCUGCUGUCGGACCCCACGGGCUGCUGACGGCCGCCACCCUGCCCAGCGGAGCCGAGGCGUUCUGUGCCCUGGCCGGUGGUGACGGGCGCCUCCUCAUCUUCGCCCUGGGCCACCCCGGGGCCACCGCCGAGCUGAGGCUGUUCAAAGGGGCCGUGCGUGGGCUGAGCUGGGCCACCCAUCCUGGGCUGCCCUCUGACACCGCUGCCCUCCUGGCCUCCGGGCCCGACGGGGAGAUGCUCUGGCUGGAUGUCACCCACCGCUCCGGGCAGGCACCCUGUGUGCGGCUUAUGAGACGGUACCUGCUGCCCCCCUGCAGGCAGCGCUGGCACACCUGUGCGACCUUCCUGCCCCAGGGAGGGCUCCUGGUCUGCGGGGACCGCCGGGGCUCCCUCCUCCUCUUCCCUUGCAGCAGCUCCCCAGGGUUGGCUGCGGGAAGCACCGGCAUCGCCGAUGGCAGCACCAGCCCAGCAAACGAGGGCUCCGGCAGUGAGUUGGAGCUCUCUUGCUUGUUGCAGAAAGAGGCUCUUCCUAUUGAGGCCCCACUAUCCGUGCUCUUUGGCCUCCACGGGAAGACGGGGGUUACCUCAGUGACCUGCCAUGGUGGCUAUAUUUACAGCACCGGGCGGGAUGGCUGCUACCGCCAGCUCCGCCUGCAGGACCAGCAGCUGGAGGUCCUGCAGAAGCACAGGCCCUGCAAAGGGCUGCAGUGGCUCGAGGAGCUGCGCUUCACUCCAGAUGGGGACCUGCUUGUGCUGGGCUUCCAUGCUGACAACUUUGUGGUGUGGAGCAGCAGGACUGGUGAGAACCUCCACUGCAUCCCCUGCGGCGGGGGGCACCGCUCCUGGAGCUACUGCAGCAGCCCCUCGUCUGAGAACUUCGCCUUUGUCAAGUGCGGGGACGUGAUGCUGUGCCACCGCCAGCCCGAGCCCUGCGAGCAGCAGGUGCUCCUGUCGUCCCUGCACGGGCGGGAGAUCACCUGCGUGCGGCGCCUGGGGACGGUGGAGGUGCCCGGCCACGCCGCCCUUAAUGUCUUCGUCACUGGCAGCGAGGACACCACGGCCUGUGUCCUGGCGCUCAGCGAGCGCUCCCGGGCAGCCGUGCCUCUCACGCGGCUCAGCGACCACAUCUCCAGCGUGAGGGCGCUGGCGCUGGCCAAGCCCGCGGGACCCAGCACCAAGGGCGCGUCCACCCUGCUCUUCUCUGCGGGCGGCCGGGCACAGAUCGAGUGCUACCGACUGCUGUGUGCCGCGGACCCGGCCUCUGAGAGCGCCGUGGCCUGCCAGGUUACCCACGUGGCCUCCCACCGGCUGGAUGGGCACUGGGAGCGGAAGAAGAACAGGCACAAGCUCAUCAAGAUGGACCCAGAGACGAGAUACAUGUCCCUCUCCGUCAUACCUGGGACCAGCUCUGAGCAGCUGCCGACACCCUGGGAGUUCCUGGCUGCUGCCUGCAGCGAUGCAUCAGUCCGGGUCUUUGGGCUGCUGGAGGCCGCUCGGAAGCUGGUGCUGGUGGCGGAGUCGUUUCACCACCAGCGCUGUGUGCUGAAGGUGGAGGCGUUCCUGCACACACGGGCAGGCGGGGAGAGGAGACACCUCCUGUGCAGCGCAGCCACUGAUGGUAGUGUCGCCUUCUGGGACAUCACCAGCCCCAUCAAGGACGCAGUGGACGCCCUGCACCGAGGGGAGGGCGAGAUGCAGCCCCUGGCCCUGGGCACGCCGCUGCUCACCGUCAUGGCCCACAGCUGCGGCGUGAACAGCCUCCACAUCCACCGGACACCGGAGGGACCGUACCUAGUGGCCAGCGGCAGCGACGAUGGCUCCAUCCAUGUCUGCCUGCUGGAGGUGUCCCUGGGCGAGGGCACAGCAGGGACCUGCCUGCGUGUCCUGGAGCGGGUGGCCAGGCCCUGCGCCCAUGCCGCACACGUGACGGGGAUACGGGUGCUGCGGCCGGACCUGCUGCUCUCGGCCUCGGUGGACCAGCGCCUGACGCUGUGGCGCCGGGGCCCAGGUGGGCUGGACGUGCUCAGCACCACCUUCUUCCACGUGCCCGACCUGGCAGAGCUGGACUGCUGGGAGGUGACGGAGGCCGGGGGGGUGCUGAGCUACUGCUGCGUGCUCUGUGGGCAGGGGCUGGAGGUGCUGCGUGGCACAUGCCCCCCUGAGCCCCCUCCACUAGAGGCUCCCCAGUAACAGGGCAGGCAACCAGCACAUCCUGCUCCCCCCUGGUCCGGGGAGGGCACCCUGCCUGUCCCCACAGCUCUAAUGCUGAUGUGUCCCCUCUUGAGGAGACAGGUGUGCUCGGCCUCUUUGGGGACAGCACAGCCUCAUCUGGAGCAUUUGAGGCUGGUGUCUCAGGGGUAGGAGGCAGAUGUGGCCCAUCCUGGACCAGCUCACAGCUCCCCAGGCAAUUAAGGGGCAGGGCUCCCUGUGCAGGAGAAGCUCUUCCUCCCCAGCGCUGAGGGACCUAUGCCCAGGCUCUCCAGCCCUGGUCCCAAAGAGGAACCUGCUCAGGAGGGGGCUGAGCAUCAUGCCCAGCCCCGGGAGCGUGAGCGCAGCAGGACCCCAAGACUGGUUGGGCACUGGUGGCUGCAGCCUCAUGCUCCUGGGGACAGGGCCCUGUGUGACAACCCUGACCCUGCAGUGCUGGGGACCAUGCAGAAAUAAGUGGGGAUACUGAUCCUCCACGGCAGUGGAGAUGUGUGGGGCCAGCCUGGGCCAGGACUCAGAGCAGCCCUUCCAACCUGCCUCACACCAAGUGGUUGUUCCGCAUAGCAGCAGGACCCAUGACAGCUGCAGCUCAGGGAAGGACAAGAAGCUGCACGUGGUCCCUGUGUGGAGCAAAGUGCCGCAAUGGGGUCAGAAACACACAAUGUUUGUCCAGGAACACGUGUAUUACGCUCUGGUACUGGAGCCUGGUCUGGGCCCCAGUGGGAGCCUCGAGCCUCAGGAGCUCCCUGCCAGCACGGAGCCACCAUCAAUAAACGGCUUUAAGGGAUGCAA
Molecule: messenger RNA, 4271 nt
Organism: Columba livia (rock pigeon)
Lineage: Eukaryota; Metazoa; Chordata; Aves; Columbiformes; Columbidae
Gene: WDR6
Product: WD repeat domain 6
Exons: 6
Coding region: 171-3461 (1096 amino acids)
Biological process (GO): tRNA methylation
Cellular component (GO): cytoplasm
Molecular function (GO): protein binding
Source: RefSeq, a predicted model, not a curated record